AUGUGGAAGGCAUGGGCGAGACCAGUAGUAGAUCCUGCUAACCUUAGUGAUGUCUCGCAGCCCGACACGCCCUCUCGCUCGCCCGACCUAGAGGCCGACGACGUGGACUCCGUCAAGAGCUUCGGGUCGGUGUCGUCGGCCAUCAGCUGCGACGCCGCCUUCGCCUUCGGCCGCGGGUCCUCGUCGGCGUCGUCCCAGUCCUACAUGGGCCACUACCAGAGCCCCUACGCCUACCGCCACACCGCCGCCCACGCCCACCACACCGCCUCCACCGGGUCGUCCAACUCGACGUGCGGCGGGGGCGGCGGAGGCGGAGGGAAGGGCGGCGGAGGAGGAGGGAGGAACGUCAAGUACGCCCUCCACUGCCCUCACAACCACGACAACGACCCCGAGAACUACCUGACGCCCACGCAGCGCGCCGCCAGGAGGAUCCGGGAACUCAAGAGCCAGCUGGCGGAGGCGCGGCGCGAGGUGCACGUGCGCGACGCCGAGAUCUCCCGGCUGACGCGCGAGCUGGUCGAGCUGCGGCUCCUGAAGGCCAGGGCGCCGCAGCGGGACGAGGACGAGCCGCAGGCCAACGCAUCCGCCGCCGGCCAGAAUGCCCUUGUCUCGGAGGCGACCCCCGCCCGCGACAGUGGCGCUCACAAACGCCUGUCGGUCGAGGGCGACGCUGCGUCAUCGUCUUCGUCAGCACACACGCCCAAGACCUCCGCCACGCCCUCGGAGGGAAGCGAGCCCGAACUGAGUCGCCUCAUGGACAACUUGGCUAUUGGAGGACCAGGAGAUUCGGGCAGCGCCCACGCCGCUGCGGAGUCGCCCGCGGCUGGCUCCGUCGCCGAAACCACCGCCGAUUCCGUCGACCUCACGCGCUCGCUGGCGGACUCCGGCCACUACGAGGACCUCACGUCACCCUGCCUCUCGUCCAAGGACCCAUUCGAGCAGCCGAGGCAGCGCUCACUCAGGGGCAGACGUCUGGGUGGCGUCGGCGAUGAGGAUGAGGACGAGGAUGAUGACAACGACGUGGAGGAGGUGGCGGUGGAGGUCGACCCGUGGACGGCCCUGGAGGAGGCUGAGGCGCGGCUGCGGGAUUACGAGCGGCGGGAGGACCAGCUUAAGAGGAACCACAUGGACGAAUACCACGAGCUCAAGGAGAAGCACAAUGACCGUGUCGAGUCACUGCUCUCCAAGCUCAGUGAUGCUAAUCUCAAAUACUUUGAACUCCGGCCCAUGUAUGAUAGAAGCCAGGAGAAGAUCCGGGAGCUGGAGCGUGAGGCUGCCAAGCUGAAGGACGAGCUGACUGAGGCCGAACUGCGCCACCAGAAGAUGUACCUCCAGAUGUUCCUCAAGGGGCAGCAGGCGGCCAAGCUGCAAGCAGAUGAUGACCAGGAUGGAGAGGAUGAGAGUCAGUCGUCGCAAUCCUCUGGGGGGCCCAUGGUUGACCUGAUGAAGCAGUUGGCACGAACAGAGGAAGAGCUCGAGAAGAUAAAGGGUGUUUCCUUCUUGCCUCCCUCACUGUCCUCCCCUGGGUUGCGAGGCCUUCCAUUGGCUUCUCUUGGUGCACCAAAGGCAGCUCUGUUGGAUGGUAAACAGGCAAUCAGUCUGUACUUCCAGGGACGGAGACAGGUGCGUACUCUGCCUGUCUAGCUGUACACAAACAUG
Penaeus vannamei (Pacific white shrimp) is the source of this 1659-nucleotide messenger RNA. The record is from RefSeq and is a predicted model, not a curated record. NCBI's taxonomy places the organism in Eukaryota, Metazoa, Arthropoda, Malacostraca, Decapoda, Penaeidae.